GGAGAGCGGGAGCCGAGCGGCCCGGAGCAAACAGCGCCGAGCAGCCGCCGCCUCAGCAGCAGCAGCAGCGGCAGCAGUAGCGACCGUGCACGCCCGGGCUGCGGCCGCAGUAGCGCUAACGCGAGCGCCCGCCGCCGCCCUAGCCACCCCGCCUGCCCACUCUCGCUGCCGCCGGGCUCUCGCUUUCUCCACGGCCUCCCCUCGACCCUUCCCCUCCCCCUUCCCGGCACACUCGGGGGGCUGGGAACGUGCUGCCAUGUGAUGCGCGUCCUCUCCGCGAGCUUUCGGUGACCCCCCUCCCAGGCUGCGGGCCGGGAGGACGCGGGGAAGAGGAGGCGAAAAAGGACGCAAAGUUCUCUGACGAGUGCAGCUGUCUGCUUCAGGAAGUGACGUCUACAGGAACAAGGUGAAUCUUUAAGAGCUGCCUUGCGUUGUGACAUGUCUAAUCUCUUGCUGCAGUCCCUACAGCAUGAACAAGGUGGACACUCGCUGACCUGUCACAAGGUUGCCCCACAGAGCUUUGGGGUCCAUGUCUGAAUGGAUUGCCGUAGCCUUCUCUUCUCUCCCUUCGCCCAGUUCCCUGCAUCCUAAGACUUGAAGCCAGCACGGGACCUGGAAAAAUUACAUGGUGUGAACGGCAUGUCUGUGGAUGAGAAACCUGACUCCCCCAUGUAUGUGUAUGAGUCCACAGUCCACUGCACCAACAUCCUCCUGGGCCUCAAUGACCAGCGCAAAAAGGAUAUUCUCUGUGACGUGACUCUGAUCGUGGAGAGGAAGGAGUUCCGGGCCCACCGAGCUGUGCUGGCCGCAUGCAGUGAAUACUUCUGGCAGGCGCUGGUUGGACAGACGAGAAAUGACUUGGUGGUCAGCUUGCCUGAGGAGGUCACGGCCAGGGGGUUCGGGCCGCUGUUGCAGUUCGCCUACACCGCCAAGCUGUUACUCAGCAGAGAAAACAUCCGCGAGGUCAUCCGCUGUGCCGAGUUCCUGCGCAUGCACAACCUGGAGGACUCCUGCUUCAGCUUCCUGCAGACCCAGCUCCUGAACAGCGAGGAUGGCCUGUUUGUGUGCCGAAAGGACGGUGCGUGCCAGCGCCCGCACGAGGACCGUGAGAACAGCGCCGGAGAGGAAGAGGAGGAAGAGGAGGAGACGAUGGAUUCGGAGACGGCCAAGAUGGCUUGCCCCAGGGACCAGAUGCUUCCAGACCCCAUCAGCUUUGAGGCCACUGCCAUCCCAGUACCAGAGAAGGAAGAAGUUUUGCUGCCGGAGUCCGACGUGCCCGCGGACACCAAGGAGAGCGCGGCAAAGGACGCGUUAACGCAGUACCCCAGAUACAAGAAGUACCAGCUUGCGUGUACCAAGAAUGUCUAUAACGCAUCAUCACACAGUACCUCAGGUUUUGCAAGCACGUUCAGUGAAGAUAACUCUGGCAGCGGCCUCAAGCCGGGGCUUGCCAUGGGGCAGAUCAAAAGCGAGCCGCCCAGCGAAGAGAACGAAGAAGAGAGCAUCACGCUCUGCCUGUCUGGAGAUGAGCCUGACGUCAAGGACAGAGCCGGGGACGUGGAAAUGGACCGGAAACAGCCCCGCCCCGCCCCCGCGCCCGCCCCCGCCCCCCCUGCCGGGGCCGCCUGCCUGGAGAGGUCCAGGGGCGCGUCCUCCCCCUCCUGCUUGAGGUCUCUGUUUAGCCUAACAAAAAGUGUGGAGUUGUCCGGCCUGCCCGGUACCUCUCAGCAGCACUUUGCCAGGAGUUCCGCGUGCCCUUUUGACAAGGGGAUCACUCAGGGUGACCUUAAAAGUGACUACGCCCCUUUCCCGGGCAAUUACGGACAGCCCCACAUGGGCCAGAAGGACGCGUCCAGCUUCACAGUGGGGUCGCCCCUCAAGGGGCCUGGGUUGGAGGCGCUCUGUAAACAGGAAGGAGAGCUGGACCGGAGAAGUGUGAUCUUCUCCUCCAGCGCUUGUGACCAAGCGAGCACCGCGGUGCACUCGUAUUCUGGGGUAAGCGGUUUGGACAAAGAUCUCUCUGAGCCGGUGCCAAAGGGCCUGUGGGUGGGGACUGGCCAGUCCGUCCCCAGCUCACAGGCCUACCCUCACGGUGGGCUGAUGGCUGAACACUUGCCCGGAAGGAUGCGGCCCAACACCAGCUGCCCGGUGCCAAUCAAAGUCUGCCCUCGCUCGCCCCCGUUGGAGACCAGGACUAGAACUUCGAGCUCGUGCUCGUCCUACUCGUACGCCGAGGACGGGAGCGGGGGCUCGCCCUGCAGCCUUCCUCUCUGCGAGUUCUCCUCCUCGCCCUGUUCCCAGGGAGCCAGAUUCCUUGCCACAGAACAUCAGGAACCAGGCCUGAUGGGAGAUGGAAUGUACAACCAAGUCCGACCCCAGAUUAAAUGUGAGCAGUCUUACGGCACCAACUCCAGCGACGAAUCCGGAUCGUUCUCGGAAGCAGACAGUGAGUCGUGUCCUGUGCAGGACAGGGGCCAGGAGGUCAAACUUCCCUUUCCUGUAGAUCAAAUCACAGAUCUUCCAAGGAAUGAUUUCCAGAUGAUGAUUAAGAUGCACAAGCUAACCUCAGAGCAGUUAGAGUUCAUUCACGACGUCCGCCGGCGCAGCAAGAACCGCAUCGCGGCCCAGCGCUGCCGCAAGAGGAAGCUGGACUGUAUUCAGAACUUAGAAUGUGAAAUCCGCAAACUGGUGUGUGAGAAAGAGAAGCUGUUGUCGGAGAGGAAUCAGCUGAAAGCGUGCAUGGGGGAACUGCUGGACAACUUCUCCUGCCUUUCCCAGGAAGUCUGCCGAGAUAUCCAGAGCCCCGAGCAGAUCCAGGCCCUGCAUCGGUACUGCCCUGUCCUCAGACCCAUGGGUCUCCCCACAGCCUCCGGUAUGAACCCCGUGCCCUUGGGCGCGGAGCAGAACCUUGCCGCCCCCCAGUGUGCGGUGGAGGAAAGCGUGCCCUGCUGCUUGGAGCAGGGCACAGCGGCCCCCGGGCCCCCCUGGGCGCCCAGCAGCGCCUCAGAGAACUGUACUUCUGCUCGGAGGCUGGAAGGCACUGACCCAGGAACCUUCUCAGACAGAGGACCUCCUCUGGAACCCAGGAGCCAAACGGUGACCGUGGACUUCUGCCAGGAAAUGACUGAUAAGUGUACAACCGAUGAACAGCCCAGGAAAGAUUACACCUAGUGACAGCCUGCCUCCUAGUUCUCAGCCCUCUC
Molecule: messenger RNA, 3203 nt
Organism: Balaenoptera musculus (blue whale)
Lineage: Eukaryota; Metazoa; Chordata; Mammalia; Artiodactyla; Balaenopteridae
Gene: BACH2
Product: BTB domain and CNC homolog 2
Exons: 7
Coding region: 640-3171 (843 amino acids)
Biological process (GO): regulation of transcription by RNA polymerase II
Molecular function (GO): DNA-binding transcription factor activity, RNA polymerase II-specific; protein binding; RNA polymerase II cis-regulatory region sequence-specific DNA binding
Source: RefSeq, a predicted model, not a curated record